Messenger RNA from Procambarus clarkii (red swamp crayfish), 1896 nucleotides. RefSeq names its product U-scoloptoxin(01)-Cw1a. Gene Ontology annotation, cellular component: extracellular region. The record is from RefSeq and is a predicted model, not a curated record. Gene Ontology annotation, molecular function: chitin binding. NCBI's taxonomy places the organism in Eukaryota, Metazoa, Arthropoda, Malacostraca, Decapoda, Cambaridae.
UGCGCUAACCACCAACUAUUCUUAAUUCUACGCUGGUUCCUUACGGCCGUGGUAAUCCUCUUCCUUUCUUCAAGGCACACAGAAGACAUGAGGAUCCUGCUAGCAUCCCUGGUGGUAGUGGUGACAGCGGGGACAGUCGCCACCCAAGAGGUGCUGCCCUUCCUGAAAGCAGUGCCCGACACCACCUUUUCGUGCGAGGAGCGCCCCUACGGGUACUACGCUGACGUCGAAGCCGACUGCCAGGCCUUCCACAUCUGCCUUAACGACCUCAAGUGGUCCUUCCUCUGCCCCAACCAGACUCUCUUCAACCAGGAAUACUUCGUGUGCGACCAUGCCAUCAAUGUGGAUUGCUCAGUGGCCACCACCUUCUAUUCUCUCAACGACAACUUUGGCAAGGUCGACGACACGACGGAGACUGCGACAGAGUGAGCCUUCAGCCUGAUGCCCAAUCAACCAAAUCUGAUCAAAGACGACCUCCAUAUUAGCCUUGUAGAUAAUCCCUUUGCUAUGUAUACCAAGUUUUGACAUAUGUUAUAAUCUUGGGGGUAAAACUCUUCAGGGACAGGUAUAAAGGGUAACUUAUGGUGUGUGGUUUUUCUUAUUGGGGAUAAAAUAUAGUUGGGUUUAUAAGUACAAGCUAUACAUCGAACGUAUAUAUGGGUAUACAUCGAAACGAAUAUGAGUAGCAACACUGCCAAGCCUGGGCAGACACACUGGUUUGACAAAAUGAGUACCUGGAGGAACUUUUAGUGAAGCCUAGCCUGUGGAGACAUACUAGUACCUGGAGGAACUUUUAGUGAAGCCUAGCCUGUGCAGGCACACUACUUUGACAAAAUGAGUACCCAGAGGAACAUUUAUUCAAGCCUAGACUUUGCAGACACACAGUUUUGACAAAAUUAAUACCUGGAGAAACAUUUAGCCAAGCCUAGCCUGUGCGGACGCACUGCUUUGACAAAGUGAGUACCUGGGGGAACAUUUAGUCAUCUUAGCCUGUGCAAACACAUUGCUUUGACAAAAUUAAUACCUGGAGAAACAUUUAAAACCUAGCCUGUGUAGAAGACACUGCUAUGAAAAAAUAAGUUCCUGGAGUAACAUUUAUUCAAGCCUAGUAUGCAUAAUGUAAUGUAAUACUCCUUAUUGCAGGAGUAAUGUACUUCUUUGGCACCAUUACAUGGAUAUUGUUCGUUAUAUUUGCUAUUCAUAGUUCAACGAGCUAGGUUAAAAAUGCUUGGUCAUUAAUUGUUCACUGAGUUACUGUUAAGUAUGUUCCAGUUAUUCAUUGUUUACAGUUACUAUGUAUGUCCCGGUUAUUCAUUGUUCACUGAUUUACUGUUAAGUAUGCUCCCGUUAUUCAUUGUUUAUACAGCUACUUUGUCUCGGUUAUUCAUUGUCCACAGUUAUUAAGAAUACCCUGGUUAUUGUGUUCACCAAGUAAUCGUCAAGUAUGGCCGGAUAUUCAAUGUUCACCGAAUUAUCGUCACUUAAUAUGCCUCGGGUGUUCAUUAUUUACUGAGUUAUCGUCAAGUAUGCCCUGAGUACUCAUUGUUUAUCAAGUAAUCGUUAAAUAUGCCCCGGUUAUUCAUUGGUCAUCGAGUCAUGGUCAAGUAUAUCCGGGAAUUCAUUGGUCACAGAGUAAAAGUUAAGUAUAUCCCGUGUAUUCAUUAUUCACAGCUAGUUACUGCUUUUCACUAUCAUAUUUGAUGUUACGGUGGCGGAAACGUUAUCAUUCCAUACAUCUCAGCGUCUUUAGCUUAGCUGUAGAACAAUAUAAAUUGUUUGUAAAUAUCUAGUCGAGGAACUCUGCAAGGCACUUUGUACCUAAAUACAUGGCCUGUUGUCCAGUUUUAUAGUGUAAUUGUAUAAUAAGACUAUACAACCAUUAAAUUGUAUGAAUUC